Messenger RNA from Fukomys damarensis (Damara mole-rat), 4941 nucleotides. It is a transcript of the gene Mab21l4, whose product is annotated as mab-21 like 4. The transcript is spliced from 5 exons. The coding region runs from base 2457 to 3764 and encodes 435 amino acids. The record is from RefSeq and is a predicted model, not a curated record. Lineage: Eukaryota; Metazoa; Chordata; Mammalia; Rodentia; Bathyergidae.
UUACAGCCUAAUUUUGUCUGUUCUGUUCCUAAUUUGAGAAUGCUUUGUCUUGUCCUUUACAGUUCUUCCUCCAUUAAUUUCCACAAGGGCUGCACAUCUUUACACGAGUCCUGCCCUUGCACAUAGCUUGCCGUUACCCCUGUUGAUUACUAAUUAAAAUCAGUGGCUUGGAUGGAUCAGCACCUUUGCUAGUUAAGCAGCAUUGGCUGUCCUGGCUCCCUGCUUUCUGUCUCUCUUAGUUCUGUCUUUUAGUUUUUUUCUUAGGCCUGAAUUUUACACUGAGCAGGAGACUGGCACCUACUGUAGAGGUUUCUGGUAAUGUUUCAGGGAUUUUCAGUACCUCCUCAGGUUUCUGCUGGUGUCUGCCUGCUGGUGUACCCUGUGCUGAUCACUUUUGCCUCCCAGAGUGGCCCCGGAGACCAGCUAAGGUGACCCAGUCAGACGGGUGGGGUAGUAGCCUUGGUGGCCCAGGGCUCGUGAGUGUAGGGCUGAGCAGCACUACAGAGGUGCCCAUUUGUGGUGGUAUAGAGGACGCCAAGGUGGCUGGCCAUGCAAAAGAGGGAGGACUGUGAUUGGAUAGAGGAAGGUGACAUAGAUUACUGGGCUUGUCUGGUGGCCCCGAAUACCAUUCUUACUGUCCUCAGGGGAGGCAGGGGACUCAGACACACCCAGGGGUCCUUGUGAGGACAGAGGCAGAGACAGCAGUGCCACCAAGCUGAGGAGGUGCCCUGGAGGGACUCAGCCAUCAACACCUACAUCUUGGGCUCCUGGGGACCUGAGUGAAGCCUACGGGCUGCCUGUGUUGCUGAGGCAGAUGGGACCUGGGUGGCCCUGUGUGGUGCUCACCACACUGCCCCUGGGGGCCUCUCGAACAUAGCGCCUUCACAGCCAGCAUGUGUGGUGGCUGGGAUGGGACAGCGUCCUUGCCAGCAGCCCUGUCCUCUGUUCCUGCUGUCUCUGGUCUCCCCGCUAUGUCCCUGCAGGUCCAGGCAGGGCUGGGCCCAGCUGCCCAGGGGAUUCCUCCUACCCGCCGUUUCCCAGGAUUGUCCAUACUGGUGUAGUUGUUGGCCUGGCUCCAGGAUGUUUUGAGGAGGCCAGCUCUGUCCAGCCACAGAGGCUGAUAGUGGCACCUGCCACCAGCCAGAGUGGGCAAGGUGAGGGCAGUGGCCUAGCCCAUCGGGAGCUCCGACGAGAGCUGAGGUCUAGGGAAACCAGUAUCUACUGGCUCCAGGAGGGAGGACACCCGUGCCAGUGGGGGAGGCCUGCCAAGUGAGGAGUUGGGCAGCACCUCCAGGUCUCAGGACCUGGGAGCUGGGGGUCAGGGGUGGCUGAGUCCUGGGCAAGUGCAGGGCUGUGGUUGUGAGGAGUGAGGCUGGGAGAGCUGGAGACACCACUCAGGCCCAGGCAUGGCAGUCCAGUCUCCCCACAGGGCAUGAAGGUCAGGGCUGGGCGCGAGGCCCAUCUGUCUCCUUGCAGAAUCACAUGGAGACGGAGACUAUAACAACGGAGUGUGCUACUCCGGGCAACCCUGGCAGAUGGGCCUGGGCCAGGUGGGAGGGAGCCCAUGCUCACCUCUGGAGGUACGGGGCAGAGACCUGUGGUCCCUAAGGUUUCCAAGCACCAGGCUGUGGUGGCUGCCCACCUCUCAACCCUCGGGAUCCCAGUAGCGGCAGGGCCAGCAUCUCUGAGCUCCCCCGCACACUGCCAGCCAAGGUCAGGGCUCAGUGGUGAGGCUCCGGUUUGCCAGUCAGGACUUGCCCAGCUCAGGCAGGGAGGCACAGUGGGCAGGUGGCCUGGCAGGUGUGUGUGUUUGGAGGAGGCUUCUCAACUGGAGAGGUGGAGCCGGAAGCUGCUUCCCCCAAACCAGACUGCUGCAGCUACUGGGCCAGGUGGGAAGGUGUGUGGGGGGGCAUGAGGGGGCCCAGGCGGUGGGGGGGGGACAGCCAGCAAAGGCAGAGCUCACACUUUGAGGCCCCUGCCUUUCCACUGGCACAGGUGCGUGGGGUGUAGUGACAACAGCUCUCCAGGUCGCCUUAGGCCACAGCCCCACACAGGCCAAGCAGGCACUGCCUGGGUCAGAGAGGCUGGGCAGGAGGGGCCUGGUUUCCAGAGACCCCACUGUCUGCUCCAGGGAUGGGAUGGGGAAGGUGCUCCCAGCACAAGAGACACACUGUCCCAGCCUGAGACCCGUGAGGCAGCCUGGAGGGAGGCAGGAGGGCGGUAACCAGGCCUGGCCGACAGCUCCUGGGACAUUCCUAACUGCUGGUGACUGACUCACCCACUUCAAAGCCUUGGCUGCCACUCAGGUACUUUACCUGCACCUGGCACUGUCACUCUGGAGUUCUGCUUGGAGCUGGGCCCCACCUGCUGCUCCCCUGGGCAGGUGCCUCCCUCCUGCCCUUCCAACGUCCACACUGGCUGCAGAGCAGUUCCCAGGGCUUCCAGCCUGUCCUGCCAUGGCUGGGCAGGUGCCCCUGUGGCACCACUACGUGCAGGCUAUCCGGUCGAGGGAGGCGUCCCGUGUGCAGGACUUCCAGCGUGCCGAGGACACCCUGCUCACCCUGCUCGAGCAUGUGCAUGCCUUGGAUGCCCGCUUCCUUGUGGACUACUCCCACCACCUUGAGGCCUUCCAGUUUGCCCUGCGCUCCUCAGAGGGCCCGCUGGACAUGCAGGUGCCGCUGCGGGUGGAUGCCGACACACUCCAGAUCGAGGAGCUGGGGGCUUCAGAGCCAGGGGCUGGGCCCCUGCUCUGCCGGCUGGGCAUCCCCAGGGAAGUGCCAGGCCUGGAGCCAUGGAUGGCUGAGGACGUCUUCAGCGCCUCCUCGGAGUGCGACGCCAAGUGCUGUGGCUACAUCGUGCCCAGCAAGGUCCUGGGUGUCCUCAAGGAUCUGCUGGUGGCUGCCAUGGUGCACUGCAAGCACCAUGGCCUCAUUGCGCCAGGUUCACUGAGUGCUGCCAGCCUGCAGGAGGAGCAGCUCCAGCUGUCCCUGCUGGUGUCCAGUGGCUGGAGGAAGAUCCGCUUCAACAUCGUGCCUGUGCUGAGGAGGAAGUGUGGUGUGCCUGGCCUGGAAGGGGCCCGCUUCACACCAGGGUUCCCCGAGGGCACCCUGAGAAGGAUCGUCAGCCACGGGGUGGACCUGGUGCCCACCAGCGCCCAGCACUGGAGGGUCUGCACAAGCUACCUGCUCACCCGGCUGCUUGGGGAGCUGGGUGCCCUCCGGGGCCACCGCCUGGACAGCCUCUCUCUCCUUGACCGGGUCAACCAUGAGCGCUGGAGGGACGGUGGCCGGGAGCCUGGGCUGACCUUUGACCACCUGAAGACCGUGCUGCUGUGGGCCUGCUCGCUCUUCCCGGCGCCAGAGGACUGGACGGAGCUGCAGGGCGCUGUGUACCGAGUGCUGGUGGUGCUGCUGUGCUGCCUGGCCUCCAGGACCCUGCCGCACUUCCUCCAAGCUGGGCGCGACCUGCUGCAGGGCGGCAGCCUGGACCUGGGCACUAUCUAUCAGCAUGUGGAGGGCUUCGCCCGCCAGCCGGAGGCUGCCCUGCGUAUCCAUGCCACGCACCUAGGCCGCAGCCCCCCGCCACGCACGGGUCACAGGGUCAGGGCCCUGCUGCAGCUACCGGCCAGUGACCCUGCCUACUGGGCCACUGCCUACUUCGAUGUCCUGCUGGACAAGAUCUUCACCGUCCAGGAUAAGGACCGUGUUGCAGCCAUGCAGAGAAUCUUCUGGAAGACCAAGAGCCUGGAUAGCAUGGACAGCUGAGCUGUGGAGAGCUGGGCUUCUCCUGGAGGGGGUGAUGGAGGGGCUUUGUCCCCGGGAUUCCACAGGCCGCCCAAGGGACAGCUGGGACAGUCUGAGUGUGCGGGGUGGUGGCCACAGAGUCAGCCAAGGGCAUGGGGUGAAGGCACAGGUGCCUCCUGGGACCUGGGGUGACCCAGUGUGUGACACUGUCAGGAAAGCUGAGUGGACUUGUCCAGCCUGUGCCUAUGCCACCCUUUGAUGAUAAAAUAUGGGGUGCUCAAACUAAUGUCUCAUUCACACAGGGAGAGGGCUCUGCGCUCUGUGUCUUCAAGUAGAAAUACAGAAGCCUAUGGACAAAGGGGGCUUGUGUGCCGGGGACAGUUCCAACCUCCCGCGUGCUCUGAGAAUGACCCCUUCCUGGGUAUCCCCACUUCCUAGAUGCAGAGGAACCAAGGCCAGCACAGGGGCUCCACAGCUCCCACAGCCAUUCCCUGAGCCAUUUGCCCCUGCUGGCCCUGCUACUCCCACUUGUCACAGCAAAAUGCCCCCUGUGAGGCUGGGGUCCUCUCCCGGUAUCUGACGCCCCUCCUGGUCCGCUCCCCUUCCUUGCUCCCCUGUAUCUUCUUAUUCCCCUCUGAAGCUGCCCAGCCCAGGGCACUCUGCCUUCUCCAUUCCAUCCUCCCCUGGUGUCUGAACACAGCCAUUUCCCUGGGCUCCAGGGAGGGGACCCACCACCGGUGGCCAGCACAUGCCACACAUGUCCCCAUCCCAUGUCCUUAGGGUUGAUGGCCAUGAGCAACAAGAGCCCGGCAAUGAAAGCAGAGGUGCCCAGGGUGGGAGCUGACACCACACGCACUCACAACAUGCAUUGUGCCCUGCGUGAGAACAGGCAUGUGGAGGACAGAAUCGGGUCCAAUCUGAUUCACCAUGUGCCCAGAGGCUAGGUGCCCUGGUGAGGCCCUGGGUAUUGAAUGAGAAUCGGGUGGUCCUACUUAGGAAAAGGAGCUGUGCUGGGGGAGGCCCUGGACACCUGGAGUCACUGUGGAUUCCAGUGCACAGCAGAUGUGAGGCCUCAGGGGCGGCUGCCUGAGCUCACCCCAAGGUGUCUGUGGGUCGUAACCGCAAGGUCGGAAAGACUCUGGGACCAGGCACAAAUAGCACAGGCCAAGAGAGAGCUCCACCCAGCCACACCCCUGCC